This is a messenger RNA of Clupea harengus (Atlantic herring), 1495 nucleotides long. RefSeq names its product deleted in malignant brain tumors 1 protein-like. NCBI's taxonomy places the organism in Eukaryota, Metazoa, Chordata, Actinopteri, Clupeiformes, Clupeidae. The transcript has 6 exons. The record is from RefSeq and is a predicted model, not a curated record. Bases 58 to 1317 code for a protein of 419 amino acids.
CUAAGCUUCUGUCCUUUACUGUUGACUCUGUGUCAACAGAUAACUAUUAUUCAGAGUAUGUAUUUCUCAUUUUUUGUUCCAGAUGUUAAUCCACAAUGUGGAGGGUACCUUAGUGGUUCUGGAUCUUUCUCCAGCCCCUACUAUCCAAACUACUAUCAUGACAAUGCCCGCUGUGUGUGGAGGCUGUCCGCUCCCUCUGGGCAGAGGAUCCUCCUGACAUUUUCAGACCUGGAGCUGGAGCGCUGCUGUGACUGUGACUACAUCACCGUGUAUGACGGCCCCUCGGUAUACUACAGUCAGCUGGGUCAGCUCUGCUACAACUCCUCUCUGGAUACCUUCCACUCCUCCUCCAGCGACAUGACCGUGGUCUUCCGUAGUGAUCGUGAAGGAGUGAGUCGUGGCUUCCGGGCAGAAUUCAUUAGCUCCCUGCCAACUGAUAAAGGCAGGGUUGAGUGUUCCUCAGACAACAUGAACAUUGUCAUUUCAAGAUCUUUCCUGAGCUCUCAGGGAUACAGUGGUCAUGAUGUUUAUAUCAAUGAUGAGCACUGUCGGCCAACUAUCAACAAUUACCAGGUGGUGUUUAACUUCCCUCUCAACCGCUGUGGAACUGUGAGAGAGUAUUUUGAAAGGGGUCGGGUCAUUUAUCAGAAUGCCGUGCGGGGACAUGGAUCCAGUUCUGGGGUGAUCACACGUCAGUCAGGGUUCAAGUUGUCUGUUGCCUGCCACAUGGAAAAAGACUCUGUUUCACAGAUAAUGUAUGAGGCAUUAGAGGGAAUUGACUUUAACAUCACUGGAAGGGCGUUUCAACACCACCAUGGCUUCUUCACCUCCGGAAGUUUCUACCAGCAAAUCUAUGAGAGUCCCUACAAAGUCUCUCUUAAUGAGUACAUGUAUGUUCAAGUAAGCCUAAGGAGAGAUGACAGCAGCCUCGUCCUCUUCCUGGACACAUGUGUGGCCUCACCAAACCCACAUGACUAUGCUGACUACCGCGCCUAUUAUCUACUGGUCAAUGGGUGUCCGAGAGACAACACAUUCUCCACCCACGUGAGCGGUUCUCGUAGUUACGCACGGUUCAGCUUCCAGGCUUUCAAGUUCCUGCGGACACACUCCUCUGUGUACUUGCAGUGCAAGGUCCUAAUCUGUCCUGCCAACGACUACAACUCCCGCUGUCGCCAGGGUUGCCGCACCCGCAAGACUCGAAGCCUGGGCUCUCAGCACCAGAUGGCCACCAUGGUGCUGGGGCCUAUCACGCUGAAAGAUGUGGAGAAGUCUGCAGUGGAGAGGCUUGAGGACAAAGUGGCUAAGGUCGAUGCCUGAAGACACCACUAGUGUUCUCAUCAGUCCAGAAUAAUCACUAAUUCAAUCUAUCAUCAUUUCCUGCCUAUGAAUCAUGUCUGUCAUGAUGGCACUCUGAUGCCUUACUGAACAUGUAUUUCUUUCUUUCUUUCCGUAACCUUUUGCCUCAACAAAAUUAUUAAAUCAUUCCAAAAGACAA